UCAACAUUUGCAGUGCGAGAAAUCAAGCCCAGACCUUUACACAGGAUGAGAGCUGCAUCUUACAACCAGAAGAGCUUGCAAGUUAGCAGCUCCAGAGUACGGGUUCAGAGCCCUUCGCCUUCCCGGCUCCGUGGAUCCUCGUAUGACAGCCGUGGACGCUCAGGGUAUAAUGGAAAAGCCAUCGAGGUGGGCACAGAGAUACACCAGCACCAUGCCAACGAGAAAGAGACAAUGCAAGAACUCAAUGUCAAGUUUGCAGGAUACAUUUCCAAGGUCCAGGCACUGGAACAGAAAAAUGCAACUCUUCAGGCUGAGCUGGCUGCAUUGCAGAACCGCUACAAGGGAAGCCCCACAGGUAUCGCAGAUGAAUAUGAGCUCAAGUUCAAAGAGGUGCGGGAGCUGAUUGAGAGCCUGACUAAUGAGAAGGGAGCAGCUGAUAUCGAACGGGGCUACAUCGAAGAGGAGGUGGAAGUGUGGAGACUAAAGAUGGAGGAGGAGCUGGAGCUCAAAGAAGAAGCAGAAAUGAUUCUGAGGGAGUUUCGCCAGGAUGUUGACAAUGCCACACUGCAAAAGGCUGAGCUCGAGAAGCAGAUUGAACAACUGGUGGCUGAGAUAGAGUUUCUGAAGAAGCUGCAUGAUGAAGAGGUGGCUGACAUCAUGAAGCAGAUUGAGGACGCAAAGAUUACCGCUGACAUGGACGGUGACCGUCCUGAUCUGGCUGCUUAUCUGCGCAACAUGCGUGCAGAGAUGGAGUCUGUUGCCGCCCGUAACGUCCAAGAAGCUGAGAAGUGGUACAAGGGCAAGUUCGACACCCUCAAGCAGCAUGCAGGCAAAAACGAAGAGAAGAUGAAGACCAUGAAAGACGAGAUCACCACCAUCCAUAACCAGGUGACAGACCUACAGAACCAGAUCGAUGGCUUGAGGGCUCGCAAUGCUGCCCUGGAGCAACAGUUGGUGGAAAUGGAGAUAUCCCACAUGGAUAAGGUGGGGAGUUUUGAGAGUAUCAUUGCUCAGUUGGAGGCCCAGCUCUGUGAAACCAAACUGGAGAUGACCAAAUAUCUUCAAGAUUAUCAGGAACUGCUGCAUAUUAAGCUCAAGCUGGAUGCAGAGAUCGCAACCUACAGGAAGCUGCUGGAAGGGGAGGAACAAAGGCUUGGAAUUACCAAAGAAGCCUAAAUAUCCAAGAUGAAAGCAGUGGCAAGUCCAGAACAGUCACACAGAAGAUCUGCAGUCCAUCAUGGCACAGAGAGAUCACUUCAACUGCUUCACAAAGACUAAUUCUUUUUUUCCUCUGUCUUCUCCUUAAUCGUGGGGCUGGUUAUUGUUGGACAUUUGAUGCAUGAGGCAAAACAUGGAGUACACACUCGUUCUGAGGAGAUGCUAGUUAUCAUGAUUGGUGUGUGGUGUUGGAUUUAACCAUGCGACUUCAAAUGAUUUUACCUGACUGACCAAAUAUUUCUGGGUAGCUUUCUUUCCUCCGUAGAGCUUUUGCUUUUUUUUUCUGCUUAAAAAAAAAGAAACUGUUCCUGGUACCAAAGAUUUAUUGGGUUUAUAAAACCCAGCUCUCAUUUCUCUUAGAUUUAUCAUCGACUUCACCAUGAAUUUUCUUGCUUUCCAGUCCCUUACAGUAGCCCUUACUGAACAUUUAUCACUUAGUUAACAUUACUCUGCUUUCUAAGAAGCCCACACUCCUUUUUAUGGUCUUUCCAUAUCUCAAGUGUUCCUCUCAUGUCUGUGUUGGGCAGGCCUCAUUUCUCCUCCUUCAAAUUUCUUCAGUCCUGCGAACACCUGCUAAAUUUACUUUUUCUGUUUUCCUGCCAAGUCAGCUCCAUUGUCAUACCACUGCCACUUCUCCGUGCUGUGGUUUCUCACCUCCUGAAAUUCCACUGCCUUUCUUGUUUUGGAUCAAUGCAAAUGCAGCCGAAUGUAUAACCAGUACAUACAUGUAUAACCUCAGUUUAUACCCAAUGUUAUGACAGGAUACACCUUUUUGUCCAUCACUAAUGUUGACCAACUAUUACUUAAUAAAGAUUGAAGCGAGUGCAUGCAAACAA
Messenger RNA from Cololabis saira (Pacific saury), 2054 nucleotides. Its product is annotated as vimentin-like. Bases 46 to 1176 code for a protein of 376 amino acids. Gene Ontology annotation, biological process: intermediate filament organization. Gene Ontology annotation, molecular function: structural constituent of cytoskeleton. Gene Ontology annotation, cellular component: cytoplasm; plasma membrane; intermediate filament. The transcript has a single exon. The record is from RefSeq and is a predicted model, not a curated record. NCBI's taxonomy places the organism in Eukaryota, Metazoa, Chordata, Actinopteri, Beloniformes, Belonidae.